UCCUGUCGCCUGGCCACACCCCGCUCUGCUCCCAGCCCUGGUCCCCACACCUCCUCUUUCAUCUUCCUCUCCUGCCAGUGAAUCACAGCAUUAGUGGGUGCCCUCCGCCUCUGAGUCAUCCCUAGUCUACAGAGAACGGGGCAGGACCGUCUCAGAGAGGAAGACAAUAGGACCAAUAAGACUUUUCCUCCAACUUGCACUGGCCUGAGGGUUGAGGUGAGGAGAAGCAGUGGGCCUGUGGCCUGAGGUCGGGCGGAAGCUAGAGCACCCCUGUAGCGCCUGGACUCUUCUCUGCGGAGGGCAGCAUGGCUUGGUCUUCUCCAAAGAAGUAAAGUAACUAGCAGCCCAAGUUCUGGAGCCACACACAUCUGGGUGUCCUGUUACACACCCUAUGACCUUGGGCAAAAGACUGAAUCUGUCUAACCGCCAGUCUCCUCGGAUUUAAAAUGGGGGCCGUACUAACACCCAGUUCAUAGGUUCCCAUGGGGAAAUGCACACAGGAUAUAAAGCCCUGAGCACUUUCCUCUGCGUAGAAAAGAAAACAGCCCAUCUCCGAGCAGAGUCGGAGAAACUCGAGGUCAAUGUGUUUGUUUGUGAAUGGCAUGUGAUAAACUGAUUUUUCUGGGCAUGAAUUCAAAUCUUGGUUAUUGCUAAGACUGGUGUGAAGGACUAAGUCUGCCCAACAUCCAAAAGCAAACACUUCUUCAUUGUUCAUCCUUGUCACAUACGUAAGAACCUUAGAGAAUGUAGCCUUUCUUAUUUAAUGUUCUAUACAGAUAUCCGAAAAUGUAAGAUUUAGGAGGGUCUCCACUGAAGGCCAAAGAGGUUUAGUAUAGUUCAUGGAUUUUGAUAUGUAAAAAUGGAGGUGAAAAGCAACACACACACACACACACACACACACACACACACGCACAGUCAAAAUGUAGACAGCCUGCAGAAUUUCUUUUGGCCUUACGGGAUGGGAAUGCAGAGGCAGCCUCCUGUUUCUGACAGGCUGAGCCCAGUGUGAAUAGUCUCAUUCUGCUGGACACAGAAUGUGACAGAGAUUAAAGGCUUUCAAAGCAAAUGAUCCACAAAGAAGAAAUUAGAGAAAUUAGCUUAUUGUGGGCCAGGCUGUUUCAAGAGGAUGACAGUAAAGAUGUUCAUUCAAGUGACUCCAAGGGCUGCAUUUGGGGCUGCCCUUGACACAGAGACCCCAUAGAGGCCAGGUAAGUUUUUAAGGCCAGGGGCAGAUGGAAAAGUAUUAUUUAACAACUGCCUCCCCCCUGGAUAUCAUUAGGGCCAUCUCAAAAUUUUCCCUGGCCAUCUGAAUGGAUCUGGAGACUAUACCACUCUAAAGUGUUCCCAAUAGCAGGAAAAGACUCAUGCUGGGUUUCUCAUGUUCUCCUGUGUUCUUUUGGUCUUCUCUUCAGCCUCAAUCUUCCUGGCCUGGUAGAGCAUGGGCAGAACCAUCAGCGGGGGGGGGCCGAAGUACCUUCUUCCAAAUAUCGCUUUGUGCCUUCUCAUCAUGAAAAUGGUCUGCUUUAAUGUCUGCCUCAUAUUUAGCACUAAGUUGUUUUCCCCACUAACCAAACCAACCAGUUUCUCCACCCUCCUUCCUGAAGUUAAUAUUUGCUUAAGAAAUGACACUUACUUGAAUGUCAGCCAGAGCCAAAUGCCAUCGAGUAAGUCAAUAUACAAGGGGGAAAAUCCUGCGUGGAAUGCAGUUCAAAGUGUAAAUUAUUUGGUGAGUGUACCUGUGGUAGUCAUGCUGCUGUUUUCACUGGCCUGGCAGCCAGCAGUUGGCUGCAUCUCCUGUCCGUCCUCGUACUGGCCUUGGCAUACCAGAUCAGGCAUGCAGAAGACCUCUGAGAAGUUAAGAGCCCUACCAUUCAUUUUGUUGUCCACAUAACUCCAUUGAGAGGGCGACACCUGUAGUACAAUGUUUGACAAAGGUCCGGCAGAGUUGGACUUAGGACCUGGGUCUACUGACCUGUACCCAGGACUGAACAGGAGAAGGGGCCCCUGCCCUCUACCUGUGCCACCGCCAGAGCUGGUGCUGGCGAGUCCCCAGCCUGACCUCUCUCCUCUCCCUGAUGCCUGGUUUCUGGAAGGGACAGAGUGAUAACAGCUACGACUUCCUGUCAGCUGAGGAGAAAGAGUGUCUGCUCUUCCUAGAGGAGACCAUUGGCUCCUUGGAUGGUGAGGCUGAGAGCGUUCUGUCCACUGACCAGUCAGAGCCAGCGACAACUCCAACUCCCCGAGGUUUCAGAGCACUGCCCAUCACCCAGCCGGCUCUCCAGGGAAACCCAGAGGAGACAAUUACUCAGCUGAGCCCAGAGCCCAGAGGAGUGACCGAGAUUCCCUCAUCCUGUCCUCCUGAGGGGGGCCUGGGCCUCAGGUCUGGCUCCUACAGCCUCCCGAGGAACAUCCACAUUAGCAGAGACCAGAACUUCAGGAAAAGCAGCGCCCAGACUGACGGCCACUUCUCGGGACGAGGAUCUGAGGGACACGUAGCAGAGCCCGGGAAAGAGGGGGGCAGCCAGAGCAGUGAGCCACUCGGGACACCAGCCAACCCGCAGAGGGCCACGCUGGGCCUGGACGCAGUGCUCAUCCCCCCACCCAAGGCUUUCCAGGACACCUGGCCGGAGAAGCGUGGGGAGGACAGCCUGCCCGAGGGGCUGGGAGAGCAGAGCCACGCGCCCCCGAAGAGAGAGGAGGCCAUGUCCCAUACAGCCAGCAAGAGAGGCACAGCAGGGGCCCCUGGACGUGCACAGCCCCCUCCUGCCCAGUGGCCUCAAGAUGCUAGAGCUGAAGACGCUCCCCUCCCAUCUGGGGACGACUCACUGGCCCGUGUGGGCCCUGUCACCGCCCCGAAGCCCCGGAAGCUGCCCCCUAACAUUGUCCUGAAGAGCAGCCGCAGCAGUUUCCACAGUGAGCCCCAGAGCUGGCUGUCCCGCCACAGCGAGGCUGCAGACGCUGCCCCGGGCUCCUCUUCCCUGCAGGAGCAGAGGAAAGCACGCAGAGAAGCACUGAAGAAACUGGGGCUACCCCAGGACCAGGAGGAGCCCAGCCUCCACCUCAGCCACCCCGCCAGCUCCAUCAGGCUCAAGAAGACCCAGGCUCAGGGCCCUACUGCAGGCCCAGCCCCACCUCAGCCAGUGGCUCUGGCUCCAGUCUCAGCAGUUCUUCCUGCUGCAGAGAAGGCUCCGGCUUGGGCUCAGGCAUCCUCUCCAGGCAAGGUUUGCACCACUGCCCAGGAAGCCCCUCCAGGAAAGGCCACAGCUCACAAAUCCAUGCCAAUUCCUAUCCCAAAGACCCCAAAGGCAAACAGUCCCCUGGCCGGGCCAAAGCCAGACUCAGGACCGACUCUCCAGGAGAGCAGCAUCCCAGGCCUGAAACAGAUGAACUUCAAGUCCAACACUCUGGAGCGUUCGGGCAUCGGGCUGAGCAGCUACCUCUCAGCUGGGAAAGACCCCAGCCCCCAAACCAGCACCUCUCUGGGAAAGGACUCCAUCCUGGAGAAGACUUCUCCCAGUGUGCUUCGGAACUCCCGGCCACGCCCUGCCUCCCUGGGCACUGGGAAGGACUUUGCAGGUAUCCAGGUAGGCAAGUUAGCUGAGCUGGGGCAGGGCCAGAGCUCCAAGCAUCUGUCUUACCAAGGACAGAGCCGUGACAAGCUUCCUCGACCCCUCUGUGUCAGUGUCAAGAUUUCCCCAAAGGGCGUCCCUGAUGGGCACAGGAGGGAGGCUCUGAAGAAGCUGGGGCUGUUGAAGGAGUAGCUGUGCCACAGACUAAGCCAUGGGAGGGGCUCUCGGGUUCCCCUCAGGAGCUUUGCGACCUCAGAGCUCGGGGCUGGCAGGGCGGGCUUUUCUCAGAUGCCCUCACUCUCUGAGGUGAAGGAACGGAGAGACUCGCUUCCAAGCAUCUGUUUAUAUCCAAGGCCGUUGGCCACUGAGGGCCUGCAUGGACAUAGCUCUACACAAGAGGGUGUGUGUGUGCGAGUUUGUCUGCGUGUGUGAGGAGUUGUGCAUAUCACUAUUUAUGUAACACAAGGAAUCACUGCUCAGAGUUCUGCUCUUGUGGGAGCUUUUCUUACAAUGGAUAGAGUUCAGCCUUCGCAGAACUGAGUGGAGGGAGGUGGCCAAGCUUGAGAAGAAAAUCAAAUGACACAGUGGAUGUGCAAGUUACUUUAAAAAAUUACAUUCUGUGCAUAAAGGUCCCAAGAAUCCCUGCAGCAGAUGCAGACUGGCUCACACCUUGCUGGACACUCUCGGUUCAGGGCCUGGACAGAGCCUGGAGCCAAGAAGAGCUGGUCUGUUAUCUCUUCGCCCACGGCCCUCUCGGUGUCACACACCCCUGCGAACAAACCUCUCAGUCCACUGAUCGCAGAGCAGCUCCCAAGGGCCUGGCAGGGCAGGAUAAGUAACCGCACCCACACCUCACUGCUGCCCUGGGGGUCUGCGCCCAUGGGCCUCGGCCUCCGUAGAUGCAGUAGAAACUGCUGGGCUCCAGACCGCCACCCUGUUCUUCCUGCCCUCUGGCUCCCUAUCUCGCUCUGCAUCUGCCUGACUCCAGGCCUGGUCGUCGCAGAGGCGGAAGCCCCAGCCCAGAGGCUCAGCAAGGACUGCAGAACUGUUUCAGGCCUUGUCCGUGCGAUUGCAGGUAGCUUUCUGCGAUUGCAGUACAGCUUCUCCAAUGUCCUCAGUUCCCACAGUGGAAAUGAGCACAAUGCAUAGAACAUCAGAGCUCCAAGGGACCCUGGGGAAGUCACAUCCGCCCUUUCGGGGUGGACAAGCAGCCCUUCAGGGUUACUCUGCUAUCAGCAACCGCUGAGAUGGGAACCUGGGCGCCUAGUUGCCUGAGCACUGCCGCCCCUCACUGCUGUUCGUGCAUCCACACAGACCUCAAAAGUGCACGGUCACUGUCCACGCCUCAGCCCUCAGGCCCUCUGACGGCCCGUGUCUUCUGAAGCACCAAAGAUUAAACGCUCAGGCUAAUA
Messenger RNA from Heterocephalus glaber (naked mole-rat), 4981 nucleotides. It is a transcript of the gene CUNH1orf116, whose product is annotated as chromosome unknown C1orf116 homolog. The record is from RefSeq and is a predicted model, not a curated record. Lineage: Eukaryota; Metazoa; Chordata; Mammalia; Rodentia; Bathyergidae. Gene Ontology annotation, cellular component: cytoplasm.